Molecule: messenger RNA, 743 nt
Organism: Microbotryum saponariae
Lineage: Eukaryota; Fungi; Basidiomycota; Microbotryomycetes; Microbotryales; Microbotryaceae
Source: the annotation of a GenBank genome assembly
AUGACGGUCAAACACGGGCACAACUGCCUCGAAGACGCUUCGAACGUCGUCCACGACGCCUUUCUCUCUCGGGAGACAAGGCUGCGCAGCGCGUUGGUCUCCCUCGCCGGCGAGAUCGAGGGCAAAUCACUUCUUCAAAGCCUCCGAGCCCCUUCGCAUGCCGCGACAGAUCCAGGGAUAUUUGCCGAGAAGGACCCUAGCUGAUCCUCUCCACUAUCUAUUUACUACGCCCUACUCCGUUAGGAUCAUUUAGAGCUCUACUGCCUUCAAACAUCAAUGCGAAGCCUCGACGGACGGCGCGAAGAACAAGGAGCCAAAGCGACGUCGGGUGCUCCUCGGUGCGAUCGUCACCUCGAGGAGAUUGUUGCAGCGACGGCAAGGCGAAUCCCAAAAGUUGUCGUGUUCAACCAUACCAUCCAGCAUCCCAAGCUCAAGGAGACGCUUGCCAAGAUUGCCAACAGCAGCAACAGCCUUCCUAGGGGUCGACCUCUGUCCCCCACCCUGCCCCCGUCAUCACGAGCGACACCCUCGCCGCAAUCGUCCACGGACGAUCGAGAAAAACAUGGGAGGGCAGGUUCGACAACGGUGACGAACCAACCCAAGUCGUCACCUUUGUUCGCUGGUUCGAGCACGGCUUAGUACUCGUCCGGCGGCCCACGAAGCCGAUCCCCUCGUCUGGGCGUCGACCAAAUUCGGACAGGUUUGUGACGUUACGCUAUAUCCCAACCGCGUCGUCCUCGUGA